CAGAAACAGCUGAGUUCCCACAGACCUGCUCCCACAUCCAAAGGUUAGAUAAUAAAAAUCAACAUGGCAUUUAAAUUUGUGGCCCGAUCCUGCAACUCCCUGCUGCAGCAUGCCACACGACGUUCUCAUCUCACAUUGACAUGGAGCCGAACAUUAUCCCAUUAUCCAGUAAACGAUGCUCUAUUCGGCCUGGAUGAGGAGCGCCAGAAGCUGCGCGAGAUCGCUUUUAAUUUCUUUCAAAAGGAGAUAGCUCCACAGGCGAAGGAGAUAGACAAACUGGAUAAUUUCAAGGAUAUGCGUCCGUUUUGGCAGAAACUUGGUGAAUUGGGUUUUUUGGGUAUCACAGCGGAACCAGAAUAUGGCGGAACAGGUGGCACCUAUUUGGAUCACUGCAUCAUUCUAGAGGAAUUUUCACGUGCUGCUGGAGGAGUGGCUCUGUCAUAUGGUGCUCACUCUAAUCUGUGCAUUAAUCAGCUAACCAAAAAUGGUACGCCCGAACAAAAGGCAAAGUAUUUGCCCAAAUUGUGCAGCGGAGAACAUAUUGGUGGCCUGGCCAUGUCUGAGCCUGGAGCUGGCUCUGAUGUUGUGUCGAUGAAAUUGCGUGCCGAACGUAAAGGCGAUUAUUAUGUGCUGAAUGGAACAAAGUUUUGGAUUACAAAUGGUUCCGAUGCGGAUACAUUGAUUGUUUAUGCCCGAACAGGACCCAGUGAUGCACCAGGGCAUGGCAUUACAGCCUUUAUUGUGGAGACGGCCUGGGAGGGAUUCAGUGUGGCCCAGAAGCUCGAUAAGCUUGGUAUGCGCGGCAGUAGCACCUGUGAGCUGGUGUUCCAAGAUUUGAAAGUGCCAGCCAAAAAUAUUCUUGGCCAGGAAAACAAAGGAGUCUAUGUGCUGAUGUCUGGCCUGGACUACGAGCGUUUGGUACUGGCUGCAGGACCAGUGGGUCUUAUGCAAGCAGCCUGUGAUGUUGCCUUUGACUAUGCACAUCAGCGCAAGCAAAAGAACAAACUAAUUGGUGAAUUCCAGUUGCUUCAAGGAAAAAUGGCAGACAUGUACACCUUACUAAGCGCCUCCCGUAGCUACUUGUAUGCCGUGGCCAGAUCAUGCGAUAAUGGUGUGCGCAGUUCAAAGGAUUGUGCUGGUGUUAUUUUGUAUUGCGCCGAAAAUGCCACUAAAUUGGCCUUAGAUGCCAUUCAGAUACUCGGUGGUAAUGGCUAUAUUAACGAGAAUCCCACUGGUCGUUUGUUGCGUGAUGCAAAGCUCUACGAGAUUGGAGCUGGCACCUCUGAGAUAAGACGCUGGCUAAUUGGACGGCAAUUGAACCAGGAAUAUAAGUAGAAUGACAAUGGACAUGUUUAUAAAACCUUUCCGUUGAGAUGACAAACGCUGAUAGAUUCAGGACAAACCGAAACCAAACAGACUAAUUGUUGCAUUUAUAUAUUUUUAAAGAAUUUUAUUCAAGCGUACCUAAACAUUGUGCCUUUUUUGUAAAACAAACUGCAUGUAUAAUAAUUAAUUAAUAAAGAGCAAAAUGAUCAUA
Molecule: messenger RNA, 1537 nt
Organism: Drosophila willistoni
Lineage: Eukaryota; Metazoa; Arthropoda; Insecta; Diptera; Drosophilidae
Product: isovaleryl-CoA dehydrogenase, mitochondrial
Exons: 3
Coding region: 64-1335 (423 amino acids)
Biological process (GO): L-leucine catabolic process
Cellular component (GO): mitochondrion
Molecular function (GO): flavin adenine dinucleotide binding; 3-methylbutanoyl-CoA dehydrogenase activity
Source: RefSeq, a predicted model, not a curated record